UAACCUCUUGACGUUACUGACGUUUUAAUCUUCUCUCCAGUAUUUCCGUUAUGUUGGUAUCGUUAAUUUUCACUGCGCGAGCCAAUCUAUCGACAUUUUUAUUGACAUCCGUGUUUAAUCUGUUCGAAGUUUAAACUAAAGCGUCGGUUUUUUCUUUCUCGUGAAAAUAGCCAUUGCGUUUGUAUUAUUAGUCAAAAUGCCGAAACGAAGGACCGAAGAAAGUGAAGAAGAUUAUUUAAAACGCAAAAUGAAGCGUUAUAAGAAGAAAUUGGAGGAGCUCUCUAUGAAAGAUGCCGUCGAGGAACAACCACAUGUCGCCGAAAAAGAAAUUGUUGCAGAGGAGGACAAUGAGUUACCAGAGGACAAUGUGUUAAUAGAGGACAACCAGUUACCAGAGGAAUUUCUUCUUGCCCUCGGCAGUGAGGGCGCAGAGAAAGAGGUUCGGGGAGAUGAAAUCCGACCGGAACUGGCAAAUCGUUGGAUUAAAUUAAUGAGUAAUGGACUGGGAAAAGAUGCACAAGAAGCCAUUUUCAAAAAAUAUCCAACACCAUCAAACUUUGAUAGUGCAGAGGCCCCCAAGAUUAAUCCAGAAAUUUUGGCAUCUCUCUCACAGAGAACAGUUAAAAGAGAUAUGAGAAUUGUACAUCGGCAGAAUUUGACUGGAAAAGUAAUGUGUGCCUUAGGCAAAACGCUUACAAGCAUUCUGAAGGGCGAUAUAAAUUCUAAGCUCAUUAUAGAGCAGGUUAACGAUGCAGCAAAAUUAUGUGCCGAAAUUUACUAUCAAGAUUCUUCAUCAAGGAAGUUUUUUGCCCUCGCAGGAGCAGACCAAACCAUCAAAGAUGCUGUUCGUGACUCUAAACCAGAUAAAUUCCUUUUUGGAAUGAAUUGUGCAGAGAACAUUAAGGCUGCACAAGCUAUUAAAAAAACUGGAUCCCAAAUAAAGGCUGCCGAUCCUACACCACAGCAUAGUGCUACAAAUACAAAACCUUCUAAACAACAGCCUACGAGAAAAAAGCAGGGAAACUGGCGGGGCCCGCCACAACAAUUCCACCAGCGGGCACGUGGCGGGCAUCGUCCACAUCCAACACGGAACUUUGAAAUAGUGACUAAGGCGCUGUACGACAGCGUUACUACUUGUAAAUCCGACUCGGACAAGGAGCUUCGUAUAAUCAUGAUCGAACUUCACUUAAGAUGUGUAACUGUGCUGACAAGUCGCCCCAAAUAUACUCCAAACAUGGCAAAUUUACUUCCACCGCCCGAGAAACUUGAUUUCGAAGGUGACAAUGCCACAAUCGCGUUGCGUUGGGAAAGAUGGAAAAGGUCGUUACAGAUCUACCUGGAUGCGACGGAAAUUAAAGGUGCAGAGAAGAAGCGAGCUACUUUGUUACUUUUGGGUGGAUCUGAGCUGCAAGAAAUUAUUUAUAAUGUGCCAGGAGCAUACGUUGAUGCUUCUGAAAGUAACGAUGUUUUUAAAAUUGCCAUUGAGAAACUGGAUGGAUAA
Cydia splendana is the source of this 1501-nucleotide messenger RNA. RefSeq lists its product as uncharacterized. The transcript is spliced from 5 exons. NCBI's taxonomy places the organism in Eukaryota, Metazoa, Arthropoda, Insecta, Lepidoptera, Tortricidae. The record is from RefSeq and is a predicted model, not a curated record. The coding region runs from base 197 to 1501 and encodes 434 amino acids.